AUGUAUCGAAGCCUCGGAGUGCUACCAAGCCCGCCCUCUGAUGGUCUUCCCGACCUUGAGCUCAAUCUUGCGACUCCCUUGUCGUCUGUGCCUGGCCAGGACAACUCAGCAAUCAACAAGGCUGCCAUUUUGCGUGGGGACGAUGCACUGAAUAAUGGUAACUUUACUCUCGAGAGCCUCAACCUAUCACCAGAUGUGGCAGUCUACGGACUUACGGACAAGCCGCUAAACGCACAGGGCUACAUCAAUUGGCUUCAAGGCAUGAAGACCGCGUUUCCCAAUCUUCGGCUCGAGAAUGAUCCGUAUUUCCGACCAGUCAUUGGCCAAGGGGAUUGGACUGCUACGGUAGCUUUUCUCAGUGGUACUCACCAGGGUAAUCUUUCUCUUCCUUUGUACAUAUCGGACGCGCCUGUCAAACCCACCGGGGAGAACUUCAGUCUACUUCACUUCACGAUUGCUCGGUGGAAAGAGGGAAAGAUUGUUGGUAUGCGAGUGAAUUUGGACCUCUUUGGGAUUCUGGCGUCACUCAAUAUUACGUUGUAG
This is a messenger RNA of Pestalotiopsis fici W106-1, 543 nucleotides long. RefSeq lists its product as uncharacterized. The transcript has a single exon. The record is from RefSeq and is a predicted model, not a curated record. Gene Ontology annotation, biological process: polyketide metabolic process. The coding region runs from base 1 to 543 and encodes 180 amino acids. NCBI's taxonomy places the organism in Eukaryota, Fungi, Ascomycota, Sordariomycetes, Amphisphaeriales, Sporocadaceae.